This is a messenger RNA of Penicillium cosmopolitanum, 1836 nucleotides long. RefSeq names its product RING-type E3 ubiquitin transferase MAG2. NCBI's taxonomy places the organism in Eukaryota, Fungi, Ascomycota, Eurotiomycetes, Eurotiales, Aspergillaceae. Bases 1 to 1836 code for a protein of 611 amino acids. Gene Ontology annotation, molecular function: metal ion binding; transcription cis-regulatory region binding. The record is from RefSeq and is a predicted model, not a curated record. The transcript has 2 exons. Gene Ontology annotation, biological process: positive regulation of transcription by RNA polymerase II.
AUGAAAUCUACCAACAGCCGCAAAGGACAGACGUCCAUUACUCAUUUGAUGAAUUUCUCUCUUCCUCCUCGACCACAGUAUCAACCACCCCCUCGCAAUAUUCGGCGUUAUGCAUCAUCGGGCACAGGGUCCGGCUACCAUGCAGUGGACAAAGCACGAUAUGUCCAUGCGAAUUACCGCUUCAUUGUCUCCCCGGAUCUCAAUUACCAUGCCCAAGCAGCCAAUGCAGAUGUACAUCUAGAUUGGGCAUCUGUUCUUCAGGUCCUGGUUUCCGCUCAGACUCAGGCGGCCAGCUGUCCCAUUUGUUUAUCUAUACCGGUCGCACCGCGAAUGGCUCGAUGCGGCCAUAUUUUCUGUCUUCCAUGCCUUAUUCGUUAUAUGCAUUCGUCCGAUGGUGAGGAACAUGUCCCUGACAAGAAGCCUCGGUGGAAGAAAUGUCCAAUCUGCUGGGACUCGAUUUACGCCUCAGAGAGUCGCCCUGUCCGAUGGUUCCGGGGCCAAGAAGGUGAUCUCCCCGUGGAAGGCGGGGAUGUUGUUCUAAGACUAGUCAAGCGAGAAGCUGGCAGCACUCUUGCUCUUCCUCGUGAUGGUGGUGAAACUAUUGUUAAGGGAGAGGAUAUCCCCUGGUACCAUGUGGCCGAAGUGGCCGACUACUCUCGAAUCAUGAAAGGUGGCGAGGACUACAUGGCCGCUCAAUACGACACAGAAAUCGAAGAUCUCCAGAGACAGGAGGUUGAGGACGAGCUGUUGUUUGGGGAUGAGAAUACGUGGUCCCGGAAGGCCGUCCGCGCGAUCUCCGAGGCGAAGGAAACGCUUCAGGGGAUUGGCAAUCCACCCGCCAUCACUCGGCAAAAAGCGAAUUCCAGACCCGCCAAAGAUCCCGUUGUGGUAUCGGACACCACUGAAGAUGCGGCUCCGCCGGUUAGUGGCUCUUCCGAGGAAUCGGCGCCAAGUUCCAGCACGGACGUGACACAUCCGGCCGCGGAACCCACCCCAACACCAAUCACAUCAGAUGAAACGGAUCGUCUCCCGGAAAUUAUGGAGAACAUUCAACUUGAAUCCGAGCCCAAAUCGCAGACUCGGUCGAAGGGCCGAGGCAAAGAGGCACAAAAUACACCGCCGUCGGACCAACCAUACUACUUCUAUCAAGCAUUGCCUCAAUUUUAUCUGUCACCACUGGACAUCAGGAUUCUCAAAGCUGCGUUUGGCGAAUAUGCUCAAUUCCCCGCGACCAUACUACCCGGCUUCCUUGAGUGCGACUGGAGGGAUGUGGUGGUUCCUGAAGUCCUCGCGCAAUUCCGUACAGAAACCGACAGAAGGCGAAAGCGCAAUCGGGACAAGGAAGCUCGCGAGGAGAAAGACCGCAUUCGCGCAGAGAAGAAGGAAGAUGACGAACGAUGGGCUGCUGCACGUCGCAAGCGCCCGAGUAUUGGAAAUUCCAGCGAUGCGCCUUUCAAUGUCCAUGAUUUCCAACCACUGUCCAGCAAUGCCGAUUCUGCGGUUUUCGACGCUGGUGCCUCUUCAGCGUCCCCACCACGCGCGUCAUCCCAAUUCGGAGCACUAGCCUCCCCUUCCAGCAGUCCGCCUGGGGUUCGUACCGUUUGGGGCACGACGGCUAUUGCAUCAACAUCUCCAACUUUGGAGGCCCAGCCCCGGCAUGAUGGAUGGCUAGCAGGGUGGGAAGAUGAGCUCUUUGCACAGCAAGAGUCAGCAAUCAUCGCCCAAACGGCUCCCGAGAAUCAGGAGUCAGGACCCUCUUCUUCAUCCAAAUCUAGUAAGAAAAAGAAGAAGGGCAAGAUUACAUUAAUGUCCACCAACAGCCACCGCGGCGCAUAG